Molecule: messenger RNA, 2409 nt
Organism: Lithohypha guttulata
Lineage: Eukaryota; Fungi; Ascomycota; Eurotiomycetes; Chaetothyriales; Trichomeriaceae
Exons: 1
Coding region: 1-2409 (802 amino acids)
Source: RefSeq, a predicted model, not a curated record
AUGAAGCCCUCCACCUCUGGCGCGUUGCUCUCUGCCGCAGCUUUGCUGCCCACCAUCUUUGCUCAACCCCCAAUGGUACCAGGUACUGGCCUCGAUCCAGAAUGUAUCGACCCUGCCAUGCAAACCAUCAUUUACGAAUAUCCUGCAUAUUUCAGUACAGUGUAUGAAUCUGUCGGAACGAUUUUCAAUUUCAUGGGUGGAACGAACUCUCUCGUCAUUAACGACCCCCCACAGACCAUCGUCACCUCCACGACGUUGACCACAACUGUAGUCACCACAGCCACGAGGACUACUACAGUCACUGAGACUGCAGGAGUCGGAGUCACUGCCACUCUGGGUGCAGGUAUCGCCAGUGGCACCGUCACUAGCAUUCCUUCAACUUCUCCGUUCGCACUGGCAUUCAUACUCGAUUCAGUAGGCGGCCGUCGUCCACAGGGUUUCGCAAGCGCCGAUGGCACUGAGACUGAUCCAAAUGAUGCCGACUACUUCUCUCUGCGGAGUGGAGAACUGCGGUCAUUGAGUGGCGCAAAGGUUGGACGCAACGAGUCUGAUACAUACGCAUCCCUUGUGCCAUCAGAGUACGACAACGAAAUCACUGGAGAUUUCUAUAUGGUCGAUGGAGAGCUGCGUUGGGAUUCCAGCGAUCGUGGUCAAGCUACUUUCUAUGAGUGUGGCGAUGGCUUAUUUGCCGGCUUUCCUGCUGCGCCUUUUAGCAAUUGCACCGAGGUGACUAUUGGUGGUAUCUCUCAAGCCGCUUUGGAAGAUGCGGGCGACAUUAGCACCUCCUCAACGUCUAUGACCCGCACCAGCACUUCUCGAUCGGCGAGCAGGAACAGCACCAGCACUUCAACGUCUAUGUCCGACUCUUCGACAAGGUCUGGCACAAGCUCUUCCAGCUCUUCCAGCUCUUCCGGGCCAUCUUCCUCUUCGAGUUCCUCUAGCUCUUCUAGCUCAUCUGGAGGACCUUCGGGAUCCGGUGACAGCUUUACCACUUCUAGCAGGUCCAGCAGCACUUCCUCCAGCAGUUCCACUAGCAGUGUCACCGGCAUUUCAACCGGAUCUUCGACAACUCGUGUUGGAGGUGGAACGAGCACAACCACCUCAUCAACCUCUUCCACGACGACUAGCGCUGUCAGCACUCCUGCUUCGUGCCCCGCCGAUGACGGUCUCGUUGUACUCGACCUCUUCAAGAUCUUCUGCGCCACUGCUCUCGAUGGCCUGGGUGUUGGCACAGCGACAGAAGAAGUUGAUCUGCAGGCUUGUAUCGAUCUCUGCGCCGAUACCGAGGGAUGUGUGAGCGUAUCUUUCAACCGGGAAACCAAAUUCUGCUAUCGCCACUCCUCUGCACCAACAGCUGAAGGCACUACGACUGGCGGUCCUUUCGACAGUGCACUGGUCAUUGAGCCGAAUGACACCACGACCACUACCACUACCAGCAGCGGUACUUCGUCUACCACAUCUGGCACAACUACUCUUACAAGCACGACCUCUGGCAUUACCUCAACUUCAACAACCACAAUGACCAUGACCUCAAGCACCACAACCGCUGCAACCACGACGAGCGCCGGUUCUGGUGGCUCACUCACAAAUGACUCACCUUGCCCUGUAGCAUCAGGUACUGUUAUUGACGGCUUUGAGAUUUACUGCAACUUCGCUGUGGACAACGAAUUUGGGAUCAGCUAUAAUGUGCCACCACCGGUCGACGUUACCUUCCAAGAGUGCUUGGAUCUGUGCGAGACAGAUGAACGUUGUGUAGGAUUAUCUUAUCUGGCCGCUUCGACCACGUGCUAUCUUCACGAGGGUGAGAGCCAGGAGCCGGUGCCACGUCAAGGUGUCCACGGUGCUGUCAAAGUUGGCACUGGACCAGCACUACCAGUUGAUGUUACAACCUCGACCACAACUACCAGCACGACCACUGCCACCUCCACGACCACGAUUACUUCCACAGCUACUAGCACGAGCACAGGCACAAGCACAAGCACCACUACGGCUACAACAACGACUGUGGCUAGCGGUUCCCAGUACACCGGAGGUACCGUUCCAGAUGUGAACAACGACGGUUGCACCGCAUGCCCAGACGCAGAUGACCCAAUUGAGAACUUCGGCGGUGCUGACUAUCUCAUGAUCCGGGACAGUGGCAUUGACGGUCUCAAUUUCGUCAGCUACCCUGACGGUGAUGAUUUCCCCCAGACUUUCGAAGAAUGUGUCGAAACCUGCAACUUUAUCACGGAUGACGCUGCUGAAGGUGAACCUUGUGUCAGCGUCUCGUGGCAGACCGAUGCAGCCCUAUGCUACUACCACAAGAGCUGCUAUGCCAACAAGACAAGUCCUGCCUUCCAGAGCGCCCAGAGGGUUCCGGAGGCUUGCCUGAACGAGGCACUUCCAAAGCGUCUGUUCCGAAGGAAGUGA